AUGGAUAUUAAAACUUUGCUAGUUAAUCUUCAUGAAGAAGUAUCCUGUUCUGUGUGUGUGCGCAAGUUUACUGAUCCAAAGCAGCUGCCGUGCUUACACAGUUUUUGCCUUCAUUGCUUGAACGGGAUUCAACAAUCAAGUGCAAACCCAAAUGUGGUGGCGUGCCCUGAAUGCAGACAGGAUUUCAGAGUCCCUGGAAAUGGAAACCUCGGUGCUUUGCCAACAAACGUUCGCAUCAACAACCUACUCGACAUUCUGGCCAUAAAGGAGUGCGAUACAACCGCUGUUGAGUGUGAAAAUUGCGAUAAAAAGAGUGAGCACAGCUUUUACUGCUUCCAGUGCUGUGCAUUUUGGUGUGAUGACUGUAUCGGUUUGCAUAAUGGCAUCAGAGCCAAUAAAGAACACCAUGCUCUGGCACUGAAGGACUUUAAAGACCAAGACUUUGAGAACAUUUUAAAGCAGCCAGCGUUUUGUGGAGUGCCUGGCCACGGAAAGAAGGAACUGGAGUUCUUUUGCAGAAGCUGUGAAGUUGCCAUUUGUUAUUCAUGCGUUGCAAUACUUCAUGAAGGUCAUCCCAAGAUGCUUCUGGACGAAGCUGCGAAUGAGCGCAAAUUACAUGUCAAAGCUGCAAUUGAAUCCCAGAAAGAAAGAGUGAUUCAGAAGUGGGCAAAAAUUGCUAAAAUUCGGGCUAACUGUGAUAACAUUGAAGUUCAGGUCAAAAGAGUUAACAAAGACAUUCAGAUGUUUGUUGACAGUAUAAUCGUUGCUCUGGAGGCGAAAAAGCAGGAACUGUUUAUUGACGUGGAAAAUAGGGCGAAACAAUUUCUACAGCUCCUAAACACUCAAGAGUGUGAAGUGGAAAGUCAAGUUAAAGUCAUUGAGACUCAAAUUGGAAAAACGGAACAACUCUUGGAACGAAGCACAAAUGCAGAGAUUGCACAAUUAGACACUAACACAGUGUUUCAGGAAGGAGACUGUAAAGAGGAAAAGCAAGUCGACCGUGUCCUUGAAGAUAUGCGCCACUUUGCUUUUAUGCAAAACGAAAGUUUAAUGGAAAAACUUAGUGUUGGAGGGAUUGGAUCAUUCAGAAGUUUUCUUUCCAAAACGUCAGGACAACAAUCAACUGCCGAGGGAAAGGGGAUUUAUGAGGCAACGGAAGGACUCGGAGCACCAAUUGUUGUGACAACACGAACCGCUGGUGGAGUUCAGUGCUACAAAGAGCGUGACUUUGUGAAAGUGGAAAUUAGGAACAGCCAAGGACGUAAC
Molecule: messenger RNA, 1266 nt
Organism: Porites evermanni
Lineage: Eukaryota; Metazoa; Cnidaria; Anthozoa; Scleractinia; Poritidae
Source: the annotation of a GenBank genome assembly